Molecule: messenger RNA, 330 nt
Organism: Anopheles maculipalpis
Lineage: Eukaryota; Metazoa; Arthropoda; Insecta; Diptera; Culicidae
Exons: 2
Coding region: 1-330 (109 amino acids)
Source: RefSeq, a predicted model, not a curated record
AUGUACGACGACCUUCUACGUCUGGAGCUGUCCGGGAAGCGUGCGGACAUUAUCGGAUUUGCGGAUGAUGUGGCGUUCACCCAUAUCGGAAGGGACCCACAGGAAAUCAGCACCCAUGCUACGAGGAACCUGGAGAUGAUCGAACGUUGGAUGGACGGAGUGGGUCUGAAGCUGGCCCAUCAAAAGACCGGCUACAUGAUCUUCUGCACACAUCACAACCCGCAACCCGGCAUGGGUUUCUCCGGAGCUACCUCGUCGAGGAAGGCAUCCGCGACGGCUCGCCAAACUGCCCGGUGUGUGAACACGACGUGGAAGAUGUCGACCUCGUAA